Oikopleura dioica is the source of this 1959-nucleotide messenger RNA. NCBI's taxonomy places the organism in Eukaryota, Metazoa, Chordata, Appendicularia, Copelata, Oikopleuridae. The record is from the annotation of a GenBank genome assembly.
AUGAAAUUUCUUUUUGUUUUACUUUUACAUCAAACCUUUUCCAAGCCAACGGAGAAGGAAAAAGCAGAAUCGCAGCAAAUUAUCUGCAACUACGAUGAGCCAUGCAAUGAUGCUUGCACUGCUGAUGUCUGCGAGUACUUCUGGAACAUCGAGUAUCGACUAACAAACACCUGGCGAACGCGAGACUAUGGCCAGCGAUCGAAUGUUCGAAGCGGAUCUCUUCGCGAUUUCUCUGUCGCCUGGAACGAGACAAGCAAAAACGUAGAAAUCAUACAAGAAGGCCUUGCAGCAAAUACACCGUUUCUCGUCAACGAAAACGGCGACAAACUUGAACCUCUGGACGAGCUUGAAAACCUCUUCUUCACCGACGGACAAGAUCAACGCCGAGUCAUUUCCAUCAAUGGUCACUUUCCUGGCCCCAGCAUCAUGGUCAACAAGGGAGCAAAAGUCAUCAUCCACGUCAAAAGCGCCCUCCACGAUCAAUCUUUUACUCUCCACUGGCACGGGCUCCACAUGGAAGACAACUACUGGAACGACGGAGGAGCGAUGUUUUCUCAAUGCCCCGUGAGCAGUUUCAAUGACUUCACUUACGUAAUCAACGCUGAUAACAGUGGAACACACUGGUACCACUCGCACAAGGGACUUCAAAGAGCUGAUGGACUUCAUGGAGCAUUCAUCGUUUUGGAAAAAGAAGAACAAGAAGAUCACUGUAAUAAGAUUCCUUUUGUCAUGACUGAUUCGUACCGAGUCGAUUCUGAUUUUCUCGCCGCUGCAGACCCUUAUCGCUUCGGAUUUUCUGGAGGAGAUCGAUUUACUGGAACAGGAGCGCGAACAUGCACAACGCCAGAAAAGGGCUUCCUCAAUGGGGCUAAACUGAGCAGCUACUGCGUCGAUUCCAUCACUGUAAACGGCCAUGGACAAUUUCGACAACACAACGGAUCAAUGGCAUUUUCUAUUGGCGAGGAGUAUAUCUUACCAUACGAUACAGAAACAGUAGAGUUGAAGGCCAUUCAUGCCGGGUUUGAAUUUCCCAUUUUGGUCAGACGAGCUGAUAAUAUGCCGAUUUACGCAACCGGUACUGAUGGCAGGAGAAUCAAGUCCACAGCCGGUCACGGACUUAUUUUCGGCGUUGGCGAAACUUGGAAUAUUGAAAGCGAAUUCAAUGGACUUGAUGAUAUUGAGUUCAUUGCUGAAAUCAUGCUCGAAGGAAUCGGAAAUGUCGUUCAUGCGGACUAUCAUCACAGCCAUCGACCCUACGUGAAAGUUCCUGUUCGUCGAUCUUCUACGCAAUUUCGGGGAGAACGAACCAGAAAACUUCUUCCUCUUCAGCCAAGACAGCACUUGAUUGCUCCUCGAAGACCUCAUGAAGGAGUAGACAUCAACGACCCUCUCCACCGACACUUUACUUACAUCAACUGCCCAGUAGUCAACUACCGCGGCUUCAAGUGCAUUGGUAUUAUGGAUUUCCAGCGAGAUCAGAGCGUCGACGCUGACUCUUAUCAAUACAACCCGUCGGAAAUUGAGCAAGAACCUGAUCAAAUUAUUGAAUUGAACUUCAAUCUUGCUCGAGGAUCAUCUGUCAACGGAAUCAAAUUUGCUUAUCCAAGCCGCCCGUUUUUCGAUGGAAUCAACGAGGAGAACAUAACUCCUUGUACCGAUGAAGUUCUGGGUGAAGAUGGAAACAAAACCUGCACUCAAAUGAUAACAGUCCAGAAAGACCAGAUCAUUGAGCUCAGAAUAUCUGCUGCCCAUGAAAUAACAAAUCCACUUUCUCCAUAUGAAUGGACCUAUCACGCUCUCCAUUUGCAUGGCUACGAGUUUUUUGUCCAAGACGUUGGAUUUCCCAGACUCGAUGAUCAUGGGAAGAUUGUUGGACUUCAUGGAGCAAUGACCUGCGAAGGCGGAAGUUCCUGCCCGAGAGUUCAAUACACGGAAAGCAUCUUGGACAAUCUAACAUAG